Messenger RNA from Fomitiporia mediterranea MF3/22, 1569 nucleotides. RefSeq names its product glycoside hydrolase. The transcript is spliced from 4 exons. Gene Ontology annotation, cellular component: extracellular region; cell surface. Gene Ontology annotation, molecular function: glucan endo-1,6-beta-glucosidase activity. The record is from RefSeq and is a predicted model, not a curated record. The coding region runs from base 1 to 1569 and encodes 522 amino acids. NCBI's taxonomy places the organism in Eukaryota, Fungi, Basidiomycota, Agaricomycetes, Hymenochaetales, Hymenochaetaceae. Gene Ontology annotation, biological process: glucan catabolic process.
AUGGCUGUUACGAACAAUCAUAUCUUUAGCUCGGAUGGAUCUUGCGAUGUCCAGGCGUACAACCCAGCCCCUGUCCUUUCUCAGACUUUCCCUCCUUUUGAUCUGGCUAAGGCGAAUAUCUUCCGAUAUAGACAGCAACAAUCUGUUAACCUUGGGUCUUGGUACGUGUUCGUCCACGAAAACUGGAUGACACCGUCGUUGUUCAGAUGCGCUUCUGGACCUAAAAGCGCGGAGAUCGACAUUGCAACUGGCUGGGGAAACACUACGGGAGCCAGAGCUGUACUUGAACACCACUGGGAUACCUUUAUUACGCAGUCGGAUUUCCAGUAUUUGGCCUCCAUUGGCAUCAACACCGUACGGUUACCUAUUGGUUUUUGGAACUUGGGACCGACGUAUUGUCAAGGAACACCCUUCGAAUCGGUCGCCGAAGUCUAUACCAACUCCUGGAGUCGUGUCGUGCGGGCCAUUAACUGGGCUGGUGAGGCUGGCAUCGGUGUACUCGUUGAUCUUCAUGGAGCUGUCGGAAGCCAGAACGGCCAGGCUCACUCCGGUGUCUCGGAUGGACAGGCGAACUUCUUUAGUAACCCGUCAAACCAAGACGCUACCAUUAACGUCUUGACUUUCCUAGCCCAACAACUCGCUUCUGUGACGAAUGUUAUUGGAAUUGAGAUUCUGAACGAGCCAAAUGAUGACGAGAGCCUUCCCAACUUCUAUGACCGUGCAAUUCCUGCCAUACAUCAGGCAUCCCCGGCGGCCGCCACGCUUCCGUUAUAUAUCCACGAUGCGUUCAAUCUAGAUCGGUAUGCAGACUAUGUUGCGAAUCGUACCGACUUCCUUGUGGAAGACCAUCACUCUUACUUCGUGUUCGACUCGUAUGAUGAUUCACAAAGUGCUGAUCAAGACACAAAACAUGUAGAGACUACUAUUUCUGAUCAACUUAGCUCUGCAUCUCAGAAGACACGGCGUAACCUGAUCGUUGGGGAAUGGUCCUGUGCUCUUGUCGCGGAUGCUCUUAAAGGAGAGAAGGAUCCCAAAGCGUCGCGUCAACAAUUCUGUCAAGGUCAACAACAGGUGUAUGCCAAUACAACAGCAGGCUGGCAUUUCUGGAGUUAUAUGAAAGAAAGUUGCGACACAGAUGAAGACUGGUGCUUCAAGAACGCUGUCGGAAACACGCUACCUUCGAACUUCUUCGCAUACAACUCCACCUCCUCUGCCUCUGGUAGCAAGGCUAUGUACUUGUCACGAGCUGUGGCUGAUAUGAAAUUGCCGUCUAUGAGCGAAGUUCUUCUCCAGGCGAACGACCGAUCUUCAAGUUCCCUCUCGGCUAGUUCUCAAGACACUUCCCUGUCUGCUUCGGGAGACGGCUAUUCAGAUGGUUUCCUGACUGCAAAGAUCUUUGCACAGCACGGAAUGUCGAAACUCGGAUUCACUGGUCAAUACAAGACGGAUAGUAUUGCGAAGCUUAGUCCAGAAAUCGUUGCACCAGGAUCCGAAGACUUCUACAGUGAAUGGUUUGAUCGCGGUUUAAAAGACGGGGAGGAUGCUGUUAGCAAAGCGGCUAGUAUUUAG